Solanum stenotomum is the source of this 590-nucleotide messenger RNA. RefSeq lists its product as uncharacterized. NCBI's taxonomy places the organism in Eukaryota, Viridiplantae, Streptophyta, Magnoliopsida, Solanales, Solanaceae. The transcript has 2 exons. Bases 9 to 470 code for a protein of 153 amino acids. The record is from RefSeq and is a predicted model, not a curated record.
UAUUAGAGAUGGAGAUGGGGUUUGGAGUGAGAACCGAAGCAUCUUUUGCUAAGGAUGAUGUGGCAACUUUCGAUGGAUCAGAAGUAUUGGGGGAUGAAGAUAACAACAUGCCUAUGGUUAUCUAUGAUACCGAGGAGGUAGGAAUUAAUUCAGUAGAAACUGAUAAGAGAGAACUUCAUCAGGGCAGCUGCUCUUCUGAGCAAAUUACAUUAUUUGAAGAUCCUCUUCUUCUUCAAAGUAAUGAUAGUCUCUCAGAACAAGAAAUUGAAGACAAAGCUUCACUUUGGGUACAAUCCAAUGUACUUAAACUCACCCAACUCUUUAGGGUUGCUUUUGAAGGAUGUGAUAAGGUGGCUUUUGAUCUAUUUUUGAGAAUUGAUCAAAAGAGGGGGGAAUUGAGGCAGAAGAAAGUGGAGACAACACCAAUCAAAGCAAAGAACACAAUCCCAAAGAAGAUGAAACGAGAAUAAACCUAAACUAAAAGAAAUAUGGAAUUCCAUGUUAAGUUUAAAGAAGGGGAGUCAAGAAACAGGGGGAGAAUAACAAACACAAAUCUCCAAUGAAAGUCAAAAUCCCUUCUUGGAAUGUAA